Messenger RNA from Puma concolor (puma), 1747 nucleotides. RefSeq names its product phosducin like (gene PDCL). Lineage: Eukaryota; Metazoa; Chordata; Mammalia; Carnivora; Felidae. The record is from RefSeq and is a predicted model, not a curated record. Gene Ontology annotation, cellular component: cytoplasm. Gene Ontology annotation, biological process: regulation of G protein-coupled receptor signaling pathway; heterotrimeric G-protein complex assembly.
ACUCCGGCGGCUUUUCUCUUAGUGCUGAAGGCGCCGACCCACUUCUCUUCGUUCACCCGAGCGCUCCCUUCCUUCGAAGUCCCUGAAGCUGCCAGCCCGAAGGCGUCCAGACUGACCUAGGCCGGGUAACUGCACUGAGGAGCCAUGACAACCCUGGAUGAUAAGCUGCUGGGGGAGAAGCUCCAGUACUAUUAUAGCAGCAGUGAGGAUGAGGACAGCGACCACGAGGACAAGGACAGAGGCAGUGGCGCCCUGGCCGGCAGUUCGAUGCCUGCAGAUGCAGAGUUGGCAGGGGAAGGCAUCUCAGUCAACACAGGUCCAAAAGGGGUGAUAAAUGACUGGCGCCGCUUCAAACAGUUGGAGACUGAGCAAAGGGAGGAGCAGUGCCGGGAAAUGGAACGGCUGAUCAAGAAGCUGUCAAUGACCUGCAGGUCCCAUCUGGACGAAGAGGAGGAGCAACGCCAACAGAAGGAGCUCCAGGAGAAGAUCAGUGGGAAGAUGACUCUGAAGGAGUUUGCCAUGAUGAAUGAGGACCGAGAUGACGAGGAGUUUCUACAGCAGUACCGGAAGCAGAGGAUGGAAGAGAUGCGGCAGCAGCUUCACAAGGGGCCCCAGUUCAAGCAGGUGUUUGAGAUCCCCAGUGGAGAAGGGUUUUUAGAGAUGAUCGAUAAAGAACAGAAAAGCACCCUCAUCAUGGUCCAUAUUUAUGAGGACGGCAUUCCGGGGACCGAAGCCAUGAACGGCUGCAUGAUUUGCCUUGCUGCUGAGUACCCAGCUGUCAAAUUCUGCCGGGUGAAGAGCUCAGUUAUUGGGGCCAGCAGUCGCUUCACCAGGAAUGCCCUUCCAGCCCUGCUGAUCUACAAGGGGGGUGAGUUGAUUGGCAAUUUUGUUCGUGUCACUGACCAGCUGGGGGAAGAUUUCUUUGCUGUGGACCUCGAAGCUUUUCUACAGGAAUUUGGAUUGCUCCCAGAAAAAGAAGUCUUGGUGCUCACGUCUGUGUGUAACUCUGCCACCUGUCACAGCGAGGACAGUGAUUUGGAAAUAGAUUGAACUGAUAGUCUAGCUGCAUAGAUUUCUCCUUGUUUGGGCUGGAAGACACAUGUCUGUGGAUUUGUUUUUGUUCCUUCCUGUGUUGUGUGGCUUUCCAGCUGUUCUUUGUAGUCCCUUUUAUUAUAUGUAAAGUCAAGAAAUUCUUAGAUUAAACUGGAAUGCUAAAUCACCUUGUGGCUAGCAGUACAAAGUGACUUCAAACUGUAUAAACAGGAAACCAGGCUUUUGAACUGUUUACUUAAGAUUCUCUAGCAUGACAUCUCUGUUAUUGUUUCUAGUCAAUAUUUACAUAACAUCCUAAAGACAGUGUCCUGGAAAUUGUCUUCAGAUGAUCUCAGAGGUCUCUGCCAGGCCUGGGAAUAUAGUUCUAUAGUUAGUGUGUUAUUUGCAACAUAAAUAGUGUGUCCCCUUCAUCAGUGAUUAUAAAUUGUAUUUACUUGUAAUCAGAUGUUCUCUACCGGGGUCUUGUUUAAAGGUUCCAGACAAUGAUGUUUGCCCCAUCAAGAGGGGUGACCUUUGCUGUGGGAGCCAGUGUCCUGCUGAAACGUUACUAAGUCUUAAAUAGGAGGAAGGAUUGAGGCUGACUGUGCUCCUGAUGCUGGAAGGCCAGCUUGAUUUAAAAACAUCAGAGCGGGGCGCCUGGGUGGCGCAGUCGGUUAAGCGUCCGACUUCAGCCAGGUCACGAUCUCGCGGUCCG